Molecule: messenger RNA, 1860 nt
Organism: Tupaia belangeri chinensis (Chinese tree shrew)
Lineage: Eukaryota; Metazoa; Chordata; Mammalia; Scandentia; Tupaiidae
Gene: KRT84
Product: keratin 84
Biological process (GO): intermediate filament organization; keratinization
Cellular component (GO): keratin filament
Molecular function (GO): structural constituent of skin epidermis
Source: RefSeq, a predicted model, not a curated record
AUGUCUUGCCGUUCCUACCGCGUCAGCUCUGGUUGCCGGGUGGGCAACUUCAGCUCUUGCUCAGCAGUGACCCCCCAGAAACUGAACCACUUCCGGGGCAACUCUGUCUCCUGCAGAAGUGGGCCUGGCUUUCGAGGACUUGGUGGCUUUGGUAGUCGGAGCGUUAUCACCUUUGGAUCACACUCGCCACGGAUAGCAACUGUAGGCCCUCGUCCCGUCAGCUGUGGAGCUGGCUUUGGUGCUGGCAGUGGGAGAGCCUUUGGCUUUGGUGAUGGGAGUGGUGUUGGUCUGGGGUUCGGGGCCAGCAGUGGUGUUGGUCUGGGAUUUGGAGCCAGCAGUGGUGUCGGUCUUGGGUAUGGAGCUGGCAGUCGCUUUGGCUAUGGCUUCGGCAGCCCUGGAUUUGGAUAUAGAGCCGGAGGAGUUGGAGUCCCAGCAGCUCCAUCUAUCACAGCUGUGACUGUUAACCAAAGCCUGCUGACCCCCCUCAACCUGGAGAUUGAUCCCAAUGCCCAGAGGGUGAAGAAGGAUGAGAAGGAACAGAUCAAGAGCCUCAACAAUAAGUUUGCCUCCUUCAUUGACAAGGUGCGGUUCCUGGAGCAGCAGAAUAAGCUCCUAGAGACCAAGUGGAGCUUCCUCCAAGAGCAGAAAUAUGCCAGGAGCAACUUGGAGCCCCUCUUUGAGGGUUACAUCGCCACCCUGCGGAGGGAGCUGGACGUCCUGGUCAGCGACCAGGCCCGGCUCCAGGCUGAGAAGAACCACAUGCAGGACAUCCUGGAGGGCUUCAAGAAGAAGUAUGAAGAGGAGGUGGUGUUCCGGGCCAAUGCUGAGAAUGAGUUCGUGGCUCUAAAGAAGGAUGUGGAUGCAGCUUUCUUGAAUAAAUCUGAGCUACAGGCCAACGUGGAUACCCUGAUCCAGGAAACUGACUUCCUGAAAACCUUGUAUGCAGAGGAAAUCCAGUUGCUACAGUCACACAUCUCAGAGACAUCGGUCAUCGUGAAGAUGGACAACAGCCGGGACCUGAACCUUGACGGGAUCAUCGCCGAAGUCAAGGCCCAGUACGAGGAAGUGGCCAGGCGCAGCCGGGCUGAUGCUGAGGCCUGGUACCAGACCAAGUAUGAGGAGAUGCGGGUGACAGCUGGCCAACACAGUGACAACCUGCGUAGCACACGGGACGAGAUCAAUGAACUGACCCGCCUGAUCCAGAGACUGAAGGCAGAGAUUGAGAAUGCCAAGGCUCAGCGUGCCAAGCUAGAGGCCGCGGUGACCGAGGCAGAGCAGCAAGGUGAGGCGGCCCUCAACGAUGCCAAAUGCAAGUUGGCAGAUCUGGAGGGUGCCCUGCAGCAGGCCAAGCAGGACAUGGCGCGGCAGCUGCGCGAGUACCAGGAGCUCAUGAACAUCAAGCUGGCCCUGGACAUCGAGAUCGCCACCUACAGGCGGCUGCUGGAAGGCGAGGAGAUCCGGAUCUGUGAAGGUGUUGGGCCAGUGAACAUAUCCGUGAGCAGCUCCCGGGGCGGCAUGAUCUGCACGCCCGAGUCCUUGGUGGCCAGCUCCACUCUCCCCCGUGGCAUCAACUUCUCAGGCAGCAGCGGUACCCAUGCCGCUUGUGGGGUCCUGGCUUCCAGCGGCUCAGGCCUGAGUGGGGCCCGGGUAGGCCUGACAGGCGGGGACCUGCUGAGCGCGGGCCACAGAGCGAGCUCCGUGGUAGUGAGCGAGGCCUGCGCUCCCAGCGUUCCCUGCCCCCUGCCCACCGAGGGGGGCUUCAGCAGCUGUAGCGGUGGGCGUCGCAAGCGCGUGGUCGUAGCACGCAGUUCCAGUGUCCGCUUCGUGUCCAGCACCACCUCCCGCCGCACCAAGUACUGA